Messenger RNA from Telopea speciosissima, 1083 nucleotides. RefSeq lists its product as uncharacterized. The record is from RefSeq and is a predicted model, not a curated record. The transcript is spliced from 4 exons. Bases 24 to 995 code for a protein of 323 amino acids. Lineage: Eukaryota; Viridiplantae; Streptophyta; Magnoliopsida; Proteales; Proteaceae.
GAGUUCUUCAGGAGAAAAAAUAUAUGGCCGAUGGAGGUCUGACGGUGCUUGACGGGUCACACUUAAGAGCUGUCGUUCCCUGUCUCCCAGAAUCAGAUGGGCCCUUCACAGGAGCUCAGGUUCUUGAUAUUGCAGAAUCACAAGUGUCUUCCUCGCUCUUCGGACUCUUAUUGCCGGAGAGUCUAAAGGCUGCCGCACUCCAACGGAUGAGCCUUGAUAUCGAGAGUCUUACUGACGCACAACUCGACAGAGAACAAGCUUCUUCUAUGUUUCAAGACUAUGUGAUCGCUAUUGCAUCCGAAUUGAGAGAUGAUCCGCUUGUCGUGUCGGUUUUGGAUGGAAGCCCUCUUAAACUGUUCUUGGAGGACGAAGAUGAUUUCGCCAUGCUAGCGGAGAAUCUUUUUACGGAUUUAGACACUGAGGAUAUAGGAAAGAUAAGUAAACAUCAGAUAAGGAAUGCUCUUGUUCGUAUGGGAGUAGAAAUGGGUGUUCCUCCCUUCUCAGAAUCCACUCAUCUAGAGGAUAUCCUGAAGAAAUACGAAGUUGAGGGGGAAGAAUCAUUGGGUCAGGCACAAUUCGCACAACUACUCCAGCUUGUUCUACAGGAAUUAGCAGAUGUCCUGGCCGAAAAGCACAUUGUUGUCAUCCAGAACAGCAAGAUCAUCAAUGGUUCAAAGCUAAAAAAGUUCAUGGCUGAUGAGAAGAAACUGAAGUAUGAGACAGAAAAGGUGCUCCAAUGUGCUAGCAGUGAAGGAGGAGAGAACACAGAAAUAAUCAGGAGUUAUCUUGAGAAAAAUGGACAAAACAUGGGUUUACCACCAUCAGAAGCCAAUGGAACAGUGGAUCUUUAUGAUCAGGUGUUUGCUGAUGCAGAAAAAGGAGAAAGCAGUGAGAAAUUAGAUAGAGAUGAGUUUGAAGGGACUCUGAAGGAUAUUCUUGAGAAAUUUGCAGAGCAGCUUGACGUUAACCCCAUUCUUCAUGAUCUUGACAGUUAAAGCAGGUCGACAUAGUUAAUUCUAUUUUAUUCCAGAAAUUGAUGUUGUUUCUACAGUCUAUGCCACACAAAUGAAAUCUCCUGGAGUA